AUGGGUCGAUGCCAUCUCAGUUUGGCUUCCUGGACGACGGUGUCUAUCGAAUCCCAGAACCGGUGCCAGAAGGAUCUCAUCAGUCCUUUCGCGGACUUCGUAAAGAAAUUACCAUCUCGAGGAUGCCGUGUAUGCCAUCUUCUCUCCACUUCCGGCGAUGUCUUGGACAUGAUCACCCUCUACGUCAUCCAAUAUAUCGGGGUCCCCACGCCCGCCGCCUUGAACGGGCUACGUCCGUCCCAUCCGAAGGUAUCGCUGCUCUGUACAAAGGCGCCGGCAAAAAGCUCACCGGCGACGUCCUCUUGGAAACGACUCCCGAGUCCAUUCCAGCGCUCUGAGGAUGGCGUCGAAGUCACCGUGCGCGGUGCCGACGGGACUACAACGCUCUCACAUCUUCUCAAAUGGCAGUAUCACCAAUACUGGGCCGCGCUCAUCAACGACACCGGUCUCCCCAACGACGUGAACCUGGUCAACGUUGACACGGAGCGCCCGUAUGGUGUCCCCGAGGAACCAUUCAUCUGGCGCCUGGAUACCCACUGGGCUCCUGGCUACCACAACAUCAAAAGCUAG
Aspergillus tanneri is the source of this 570-nucleotide messenger RNA. RefSeq lists its product as uncharacterized. Lineage: Eukaryota; Fungi; Ascomycota; Eurotiomycetes; Eurotiales; Aspergillaceae. The transcript is spliced from 2 exons. Bases 1 to 570 code for a protein of 189 amino acids. The record is from RefSeq and is a predicted model, not a curated record.